AUGAAUAAUACUAAUUCAAUUUACGGAUUAUUAUACAACACUGACAGCAAUGAAAACAAUAUCGAUUCAAAAAUGUUUAUGUAUAAUAAUAAUAACAAUUAUAAUAAUAUCAACGAUGAAAAAUAUAAAUCAAGUCAAUUCCAUUAUAUGGAUGUAAUUCAAGAAGAAAAUAAAGACGAUGAUAAUAUUAAUAACAGUUUAAAUAAUUAUUACAAUAAUGAUCUCAAUAACGGUUAUUAUAAUGGAGUUACGUCGAAACCAGAUAUCUCACGUGAUAGCGCUAGCCAUCUACCACUGUCUUCUUCUGGAGAUGAUAAAUUGAUUUAUGGGCAUUAUUAUACUAGCCAGUUUAAAGAUGAUGCAUUACUUGAUCAAUAUGCUGAAUCUGUUGAUAGGUAUGGAUUUGAAGUUAAUAAAGGCAAGAAAGAAGAAUCAAAAUCAUUUGAUAAUAAAAGAACAGAAAAAAAGAAAAAGGAAAUUGAAAGAUCACAAAAAUGGGCAAGUUGGCUUACAAAAAGUAAAAGUAUCUCUCGAUCAGGAAAAUAUGGUGAAACAUCUUAUCAAUUUAUAUGGGACAAAAAAUUUGUGGAAAGAGUUUAUAAAGGCAUACCUGAUCCUUGGAGAGGCAAAGUUUGCUUGUCAUCGAUCCAUGAAAAGUAUAUAGAUUUAGAUGUACCUAGAACAUUACAAUCGCACAUAAUGUUUAAAACAAGAUAUGGACCUGGACAAAGAUCAAUGUUUAACGUAUUGAAAGCUUUCUCAAACUAUGAUCAACAAGUCGGUUUUUGUCAAGGAAUGGCUAAUAUUGUAGCAAUAUUAUUAUUGUAUUAUUCCGAAGAGGAUUCUUUUGUAAUGUUGAUAAAAUUAUUUUCAAAAUGUAAUUUACAUAGUCUUUACGUGCCUGGUUUCCCUUCCUUGAUGGAAGGUUUUUAUAUCCAAAAGAAAUUAAUGGAAUUAUAUGUACCAAAAUUAACAAGCCGUUUUGUAUGCAAAUAA
Entrophospora candida is the source of this 996-nucleotide messenger RNA. The record is from the annotation of a GenBank genome assembly. Lineage: Eukaryota; Fungi; Glomeromycota; Glomeromycetes; Entrophosporales; Entrophosporaceae.